AUGUCUGCAAUUCAACCUUCAACUGCCGAUCCACGACGUCCUAAUAAUACUGUUAAGUACCAUAUGCCAAAGAAAGAACCAGAUGAAAUUGAUCCUGAUUUUUAUGGAGUUGCAUCACUUCUGUUAAGCACGGUUGGUCUACUUAUAAAGAUAAAGUGGGCAUCGUGGGUCGCUUUAGCAUUCUCUAUAAUUUCUUUAACAAAUGAAAAAAUUUCUGACCAAGAUCCUAACGCUGGACGUACACCAUCUUAUACUGGCAUUUUGUAA
Molecule: messenger RNA, 267 nt
Organism: Cetraspora pellucida
Lineage: Eukaryota; Fungi; Glomeromycota; Glomeromycetes; Diversisporales; Gigasporaceae
Source: the annotation of a GenBank genome assembly